AUGGCCGCCACCACGAGCUCUCUCCUCGACCAGGCCCAUGACGGCGAUGCGUGCGCCAUCGCGUCGCUCCUCGCCGACGUCAAGCUCCACGGCCUCACGCCCGAGGUCGCCGGUCCGUCCCUUCUCGUCCUCGCAGCCCGCGCGGGCGACCUCGAAGCCGUCGAUAGCUUGCUGGUAGUGGGACUUGAUGUGAAUGCGAUCGUGGCCCAGGACACGACCCCGCUCAUCACCGCAGUGCAAUCCGAGCAUACCGAGAUUGUACGAUCGCUUUUGCGUCACGGCGCCGAUCCCAAUGUAGCGCCGCCUAGCGGAGUCACGGCGCUCCAAGAGGCGUGUCGACACGGUCUCACCGACAUUGUGACGGCGUUGCUCGAGCACGGCGCCGACACGGAAGCCUGUGCCGACAACGGCAACACGGCGCUCAUGCUCGCAACUCGCCGCGGCUGGGACGACCUCGUUACGUACCUCGCGCCGCGCUGCAACGUCAACGCAGUCGCUGCGCACGGCUAUUCGGCGGUUGCCAUCGCAGCGGCGGCCGGCAACCUUGCGCUUGUCCACGCUCUGUACUCGGUCGGGGCGCACCUCGCGCCUUCCAAGCCCGAGCACGAAGCUCCCCUCGAGGCCGCUUGCGCCCAAGGGCAUCUGGACGUUGUACGUUUCCUCGUCCAGCACAUCAAACACGAUGUCGACCGUAUCAACGCCGAAGGCACGACGGCGCUGUAUGCAGCCGUCGUACAUGGUGCGGGUGACAUUGUCGCGUGCUUGCUUCCGCACGCCAACGUCAACCGCGUGCUUUCGACCGGGGCAACCUAUUUGUGUGCGGCCGCCUUUGACGGCCACACGGCGAUUGUCGAGCAGCUUCUUGCGAACGGCGCGGACCCAAGCCUUCCAGAUGGGGAAGGCAACACACCGCUGUUACAUGCUGUCGCGCAGCACCACGUCGAUAUCGUUGCACUACUCUUGCCAGUGCUCGAC
This is a messenger RNA of Saprolegnia parasitica CBS 223.65, 975 nucleotides long. RefSeq lists its product as hypothetical. The transcript has 11 exons. The annotation marks the transcript as partial. NCBI's taxonomy places the organism in Eukaryota, Oomycota, Saprolegniomycetes, Saprolegniales, Saprolegniaceae. Gene Ontology annotation, molecular function: protein binding. The record is from RefSeq and is a predicted model, not a curated record.